AAAUAAUUUGACAAUUGGUGUAAUUAAGAAACCACAUCCCCAUCCUCAUUCUCAGCCAUAAAUAACUCUUUCACCAUCUCUCCGUCAUUUAAACCCCAGCGUCUUUCUUCCUCAAGAACUUAUAAGUUAUAACUAACAAUGGUGGCAAAGAGAUCUCCAAAGCUAACACAAACCGCAAUGCUGAAGCAAAUCCUCAAGAGAUGUUCGAGCUUGGCCAAGAAUCAAUGCUACGACGAGGAUGGUCUGCCUGUAGACGUACCAAAGGGUCAUUUCGUGGUCUACGUAGGGGAAAAGCGGAGCCGUUACAUUGUACCCAUAUCCUUCUUGACUCAUCCUAAGUUCAAGAGCUUGCUUCAACAGGCAGAGGAAGAGUUCGGAUUCAAGCACGACAUGGGACUCACUAUUCCUUGUGAGGAAGUUGUGUUCCGCUCUCUAACAUCCAUGAUCAGAUGAGAAAAAGAGCGUGCCGCUAUAUAUAUAUAUAUAUAUAUUAAUGUUUUUCGCUACCUUUGGGCUUUGGAUGAAUAAUGUAUUCAAAGGGUUUUUUUCCAAACUAGAAUGACCCUUUUUACGUGGAUUUUAUGUAAAACCUGGGUUUUAGUUUGUUAAUUCUUAAAGUCUAGCCCCUAAAGUUUGUCUUAUCGUUCAAUAGGUUUUAAUUAGUUUUUUUUUGCAAGCUAUAAUAAUUUAAGUGAUGGCUUGCCUAAUAAGAACUAAUCCAUAUUAUUUUAUGGUUUAUAAUC
This is a messenger RNA of Brassica oleracea var. oleracea, 743 nucleotides long. Its product is annotated as auxin-induced protein 15A. Gene Ontology annotation, biological process: response to auxin. The record is from RefSeq and is a predicted model, not a curated record. NCBI's taxonomy places the organism in Eukaryota, Viridiplantae, Streptophyta, Magnoliopsida, Brassicales, Brassicaceae. The coding region runs from base 139 to 453 and encodes 104 amino acids. The transcript has a single exon.